AAGAUGCUGAUGAAGCAGCAGGACCGGCUGGAGGAGCGCGAGCAGGACCUCGAAGACCAGCUGUGCAAGCUGGAGUCCGACAAGCGCCUGGUGGAGGAGAAGGUGAGCCAGCUGAAGGAGGAGGUGCGGCUGCAGUACGAGAAGCUGCACCAGCUGCUGGACGACGACCUGCGCCAGACGGUGGAGGCGCUGGACAAGGCCCAGGCCAAGUUCUGCAGCGAGAACGCGGCGCAGGCGCUGCACCUGGGGGAGCGCGUGCAGGAGGCCAAGAAGCUGCUGGGCUCGCUGCAGCUGCUCUUCGACAAGACGGAGGACGUGGGCUUCAUGAAGAACACCAAGUCUGUGAAGAUCCUGAUGGACAGGACCCAGACCUGCACGGGCAGCAGCCUCUCUCCCCCUAAGAUCGGCCACCUGAACUCCAAGCUCUUCCUGAACGAGGUGGCCAAGAAGGAGAAGCAGCUGCGGAAAAUGCUGGAAGACUCGAGCCCCGUGUUCCCGCCGUCACAGUUUCCCAACGGCCCGGCCGCCCAGCAGCCCAUGCUGCCCCAGUACAGCGGCCGCAAGAUCCUCGUCUGCUCCGUGGACAACUGUUACUGUUCUUCCGUGGCCAACCACGGCGGCCACCAGCCCUACCCCCGCUCGGGCCACUUCCCCUGGACAGUGCCCUCGCAGGAUUACUCUCACCCGCUCCCGCCCGCGCCCUCCGUGCCCCAGUCCCUCCCCGGCCUGGCGGUCAGAGACUGGCUCGACGCCUCCCAGCAGCCCGGCCACCAGGAUUUCUACAGGGUGUAUGGGCAGCCGUCCACCAAGCAUUACGUGACGAGCUAACGGACCCCCGAGGCCCUGGAGCCCGGCCCUCCGCCUCCCUCCGGCCGGGUCUUUUCCUUUUGGGUUUUCUUUCGUUUGGGCUUUGCUCUGGUUUUUUGUGGUGAGUCUUCAGGACACAGAGCUGGCCCCAGGGGUGGAAGGUGCCUCCUUGUUGGGCGCUGUGCGGUCUCCCCUGUUCCCUCUGCUCUGCACCCCCACGGCUGGAAGGAGCCUCGGCCUCCCCUGCGGCUCUGGGGCCCCGCCCUUCUCGCCGCCCCCGGGAGGAAGGCCUGGCGCCCGCCAACCCACCCCUCCCGGGCAGUCUGAUCACUGAUGGAGUGAGGAGUGGCCUGCCGAUCGCGGGACUUCCGUUUUUGUUUUUAAGUUUUUUAAGCCAAGGAUGAUUUCUCCCGCCUCCUCCCCUCCCCGUCCUCCCAGACGGAGGCCCGAGGCCGCCUCCAGCCUCCGCUAGAGUCCUUCACCGGUGGGAGCCCCCUGUCUAGGAAGGGCGACGGAACUUUGCCAAUGAUAGUGACCACAGCAGAAGCAAAUAAUAAUAAUAUUAAUAAUAAUAAAGAGAAAUAAAAGAAAUAAUACAAUAAA
This is a messenger RNA of Carlito syrichta (Philippine tarsier), 1410 nucleotides long. RefSeq names its product probable E3 ubiquitin-protein ligase TRIM8. The transcript is spliced from 5 exons. The record is from RefSeq and is a predicted model, not a curated record. The coding region runs from base 4 to 828 and encodes 274 amino acids. NCBI's taxonomy places the organism in Eukaryota, Metazoa, Chordata, Mammalia, Primates, Tarsiidae.